GGCCUAACGCAGAGAGUGGCUUCACAAGUGUAAUCAGAUUAGUCUGAUCUUGUCUUGGUGCCGUCAAAGACAAUGAAAACGCUCUCAGGCCGCGGUGCUUUAUGUGAAAGCUUACACUGUACACCAGGCAUGGAGGAAUAGGAAUCCUACAUAGAUGUUUUGUUCCGGCCCUGAAAGGACUGCUGCUCCUUACGCUGUACUGUGACAUCAUGGCCCAUGGCUGGAUCUCAGUACGUGUGGUGGUGUGGUCAAUUAUGUGUUCAUUCACAGCAAAUGUCAGAUCAUCACCAUGUGCUGAGGUCCACGCUCCAUCUGCAGUGGUACCGAUUGGCUCCCCAGUCACAGCUUCCUGUUACAUCAAAGAAGACUGUCCACUAACAAAAGGCCAAGAUUUUCAUGUGGAGUGGCCUUACCAAGCUAAUUUAAACUAUAGUGAUGUAGCUAAUCAGAAUGAAAGCAUUAAAGAAAUCAUCAUACACAAGUUCACAGACAGGAUAGCGAUGCUGCAUUGUGCCAUCUGCAGACAUGAAGACUGCAAUGUCGUAGCUGGUGUGGAAAUCAAGGCAGCAAGUCCUCCUCCAGCCCCGCAGAACCUGACUUGCCUGUUAAAUUUAACUGCACCAUGCUCACUGUUGUGCACAUGGAACCCUGGUCAAGAAACAUCAAGCAUUCCUACAAACUAUACUCUCCACACAGAAUUUGGAACACAGAGGUUUGACUACGUUCUGGCACCUAGGAAGCAUUUCUACAGGGUCCCACGCAAUGGCUUUGCCUUGUUUUAUACGGUGCAUGUUCAUGUAGAAGCAGUGAAUGCCCUGGGCCGAGCCACCUCUGAGCACUGGGAGAUGGACCCUAUGGAAACAGUUAAGUUGGAUGCUCCAGAAAUUCAGAAUGUUUGGACAGGGAAGUACGGAUGCCUACGACACAUGUGGAGUCUCUCAGAACCACAGAGGUGGAUUGUGAAGCGUAUGUUUAUGGAGAUCAGACUUACAACUAUGGAUGGCAAGGUUUCGGACAGAAAGCAGGUUACGUUUAGUAAAAAUGGUAAAUCUGGCAAACCAGUUGACGUGUGUGAUCUGCUUCAUGGAAUGAACUACCAGUCUGAGAUGAGGGUGAGGUAUCUCAGCAGCCCAUGGAGUGAGUGGAGUCAUCCCACUGUGGCUACUACCCUCAUUAAAGCUCCCGCUGGCCAUCUGGUCACAUGGUUGAAGCUGCUGGGGCAGUCCGCAAACAGGCGUCACCGAGCUGAACUGUUUUGGAAGCCAUCUUUGCAGUUCCGUGCCAACAGCAUGAAUGUGUCUUACAUCGUCUCACUCGUGAGACCACUCAGCCAGAGGAAUACUGUGUGUAACACAUCCCAGCAACACUGCUCUUUCCAGAUCCCUGUAGAUGUCAGAAAGAUCCACCUGACAGCUGUGAACACAGCAGGAAAAUCCAACCCCACUGAGGUGGCAGUGUACAAACGUACAGAACGGGGCCCUGUGCCUUAUCUGAGAGUUUAUCCAGAAUCUGAAGAGUCUGUGCUGACAGAAUGGUCAAGCCCAGUGGCCUCAGCUGUUAGCUUUUACAUAUUAGAGUGGAAAGCACUGCAUGAGGCUAGUACCAUCUCCUUUGAAAUUGUGGACAAAAAUCAAUCCAGCUUGGUAGUAGCAGGUCUGGAGCCUUACCAGCCAUAUAAUAUUUCAAUAUAUCCAAAGUAUAACAAUGGCAUUGGCCAGCCCUGUACAGUUAUGGCAUACACAAGACAGAAAGCCCCCUCUAAAUCUCCAGAGCCACAGUUUGGAGAGAUCAGACCUUCAUAUGUCGAGCUUUACUGGGACGAAAUCCCACUGCAGCAGAGGAAUGGAAUCAUUACUAGCUAUCGGGUUUUCUACUGGGAUGACAAGAACAGUGUAGGAGUUAUAGACCUUGAGGGGACGGAGCAACGUGUGAUUCUGAAGGAUCUUCAACCUUCUUCCAUUUACAACAUCAUCCUCAUGACUAGCACAACUGGUGGGAGCAUCAAUGGGACAACUGUCACUGUGAAGACUCCUUCUAUUGAUGCCUUUGAAAUAGUUCUGAUUGUUAUCCCAGCCUGUGUUGGGCUGACACUUCUGUUCCUUGGAGUGUUUACCUGUUUCAGCAAUAAUCGGUGCUUGAAGAAGUGCUUGUGGCCAAUGAUUCCUGACCCGGCUAACAGCAGUAUUAAAAAGUGGACAAUGGCCAACUCACAGCAGGACAUCCCCUCAUUUAAAGAGGUCAAGGACCCUGUCCUGGUAUAUCUCUCUCACUUCAGUCUUCUGAGCUUGUCUGAGAAAGAGCUGUGGAAGGGAAGUCCCUCAACAUCUGAGUACCUCCACUGUGGCAAAUGGUCAUACGAUGGUAAAAGUGUUAAUGACGACCACUCUGACUCUUCCCGUGAUUCAGGAAUCUAUAACUCAGGGUCUCAGAGUGAGUCUGUGCCUUACGCCACCGUUGUGUUUGCCAAUUCAUAUCGCACCCAGCCCGCAGCACCACCAGCCUACCUGCGCUCUGAAUCCACACAACCCCUCCUGAGCGAAGAGGAACCUUGCAGUCCUCGCCCAUACGAGAAAAUGUCAACUCAAGCAGAACUCUCUGAAGCAGACCAUUUUUCCACAUUUCAGGAGGAUUUAGGGAACAAAGAAGAAAGGGUUUCACUUUGGGAAGAUUUCCCUAUGCUCAAAUCUUUGGAAGUCAAGAGCAUUAAUGAUCAGGCCUGAAUUCACAAGGGCUGCAUUCACAUUGUACUGGCAUAAUAGAAUGCAUAGCUGUGACUCUAGCUGUGUGCUGGUUUUGGAAUUAGCAGUGGACCAUUUUGCAAUAUAUAAAGACUUUAUUGGGAAAUGUAGUAUACACAUAUGAAUGUUCCUAAAUGAAUGCAACGAGUUUAUCAGCAGCAAUCUGUGACUAACAGCCCCAUAUUGUACUGUUCAAAAGUCAGAAAUAACCUUUCAUUCAUUUAAUUUUCAGUCAAAACAGGAAGGUAUUCAUUUUUCAGGACAAGGGGAAAAAAUCAUAAAACCAAUAUAAAAAAUGAUUAAAAUGAAAAAGUCUCAACAACUAAAUAUAGUACGAUUUUUAUUAUUUAAUGUUUCUACACUUUGUCUUUA
Molecule: messenger RNA, 3110 nt
Organism: Colossoma macropomum (tambaqui)
Lineage: Eukaryota; Metazoa; Chordata; Actinopteri; Characiformes; Serrasalmidae
Gene: csf3r
Product: colony stimulating factor 3 receptor (granulocyte)
Exons: 17
Coding region: 210-2720 (836 amino acids)
Biological process (GO): cytokine-mediated signaling pathway
Cellular component (GO): signaling receptor complex; external side of plasma membrane
Molecular function (GO): cytokine receptor activity; granulocyte colony-stimulating factor binding
Source: RefSeq, a predicted model, not a curated record